AUUUUGGGGCAUUGGGAAUAUCCAAGGGAAUCUGCACUGUCUCUCUGCACUCCUUGACUCAACUUGAACUCGGAGAAAAAGGGAGGAAAGAUCGUUCAAACGGAGAGAAACGAAGCAUCAGCCAGCCAACCAGCUCUUCUUCAUCGGCAGAUGAUGACAUGCUCUUGUUUCUUACAUGGGUCGGGCUAAAACUUCACAGGCUCUUUCAAUCCCAGCUGAAGAUUUACAUUAUGACCUGCCAACUUGCGAACCUGUACCUGAUAACAAAUGUGAUUGCUUUUUUCCCCUCAGGCACAAGGGAAAAAUCUGCGCUGCAGAACCCCCCCACUGUAGUCAGCAGAGUAACGGUAUUGGCUGGUGUCGAUUUUUCUGUAUUUUUUUUUAUAAUGGUGUCCUCUGUCCUGUGACCAAAAGGAAAAGGAGAGACCAGAAAAUCUGAAACGCUUUUGUCUUCCUCGUAAAGCUCUCUUUUUUUCUCUCUCUCAUGCACUCUCUCAUCCUCUGUGUUUUGUCCCCAAGCUGUAACAUUUCUAGGGGGUCGUAAGAUAUUGCUCGUUGGGUCUCUCAGCGCUCCCCCUCUCUCUCUCUCUCUCUCUCUGUGGCGUUUCAAAUUUGAAUGCCGUUUUGGCCACUCGUCUCUCUGUGAUCUUUCUUUAUUAUUUUUCUGGUUCACCCGGUGAAACGUGAAAUUACCCUGUCUUCGCGCCCGCGUCUCGCUCGCUCUCCCUUUGACCGCCUCGGUCACACCCCACAUUGAAUCUUGACCGCCACCACCAGCCCCCCAGACCCAACCCCCCACAGCCCAAUAUAAGGGAAAACCCUUCUCUCUGUACCUCCGUCAAGCGCUCCCUUGGCGUCCUCAGCAGCAAAAUGAAUAAAGCAUCACAUUGCGGUGGAGGUGUCGAGGCUCAGUCCCUCGCGGCUGGCCUCCGAGAUCUCAGCUUCAGCAACAGCGUCAGCCUCGGCUUGUGCAGCAGCACCGUUUCCGGGUCUGAUCACAGCGUUGGCAAUGCUGCUCUAGAUGCCACCAAGAGCAGCGACAGCUUGGCCCGUGAGCGGUGGAGUAAAUCGAACAGUUUCAAUGCGAGCGACUCCAGCUUCAGGACUGGCUGCCCGUCGAAACCGCAUCGAGGGAACGAUAUCCGGUGGGAUGCGAUACAAUGCGUCAAAGGGAAAGAGGGUGGCUUGGGGCUGGGCCAUUUCAGGCUCUUGAAGAAGCUGGGUUGCGGAGACAUAGGGAGCGUGUACUUAGCGGAGCUUAGAGGGAUGGGUUGUCUAUUUGCAAUGAAAGUGAUGGAUAAGGGAAUGUUGGCAGGGAGGAAGAAGUUGGUGAGAGCUCGAACGGAGAGAGACAUUCUGGGCUUGUUGGACCAUCCCUUCUUGCCGACGCUGUAUUCGCAUUUCGAGACCGAGAAGUUCUCGUGCUUGUUGAUGGAGUUCUGCAGCGGUGGCGAUCUCCACACACUUCGGCAGCGCCAGCCGGGGAAGCAUUUCACUGAGCAAGCUGCGAGGUUCUACGCAUCUGAAGUGCUUCUCGCCCUCGAAUAUCUACACAUGAUGGGCGUGGUUUACAGGGACCUGAAGCCCGAGAAUGUCCUUGUGAGAGACGAUGGCCACAUAAUGCUGUCCGACUUCGACUUAUCACUCCAGUGCUCCGUGAGCCCCACUCUCAUCCAGUCAAGCUCGGAGUAUCCAUGUAGGAUCUCCGCAUACUGUAUCGAGCCUGCAUGCAUCGAUCCGGCCUGCAAACUACCCGUUUGCGUCGAGCCUAAUUGCUUGCAACCAUCUUGCUUCAAACCCCGUUUCUUAAGCACAAAGCCACCAAAGGCAAAAGGUGAAAGGAUUGGCUUAGUAAGUUCAGAUUCGCUCCCUCAACUUAUUGCGGAGCCCACCAAUGCCCGCUCUAUGUCAUUUGUCGGGACACACGAAUAUCUGGCUCCUGAGAUAAUCAGAGGGGAUGGUCAUGGGAGUUCUGUAGAUUGGUGGACGUUUGGUAUCUUCCUGUACGAGCUGCUACAUGGGAAAACGCCCUUCAGAGGCAAUGGAAAUCGCGAGACCUUGUUCAAUGUGGUUGGGCAGUCUCUGAAAUUCCCGGAGGGGCAUGCGGUUAGUUUUGCCGCUAAGGAUUUGAUCCGGGGCCUGCUCGCGAAAGACCCACAAAAGCGAUUAGGAUUCAAACGUGGGGCUGCAGACAUUAAGCAGCAUCCUUUCUUCGAAAGCGUCAAUUGGGCCCUCAUCCGAAGCACUCAACCCCCAGAAAUCCCGAAGCCGGUCGAUUUUUCAUUCUUGAACCACCCGUUCAAGUCGGCAGUGCCUCAGAACGACAAGGUGGCAACGGACUCGGACAGGUCCUCUGGUCCUUACUUAGAUUUCGAGUUCUUCUGAUAAUUUAUGGAGGGGAGACUGAGUAGCGGUAGCAUCACUUAGGAAGGGGUUGGGGGGAUUAGUGACAUUUAUGUUGUGCAAUCGUGAUCCUAAAAUGAAAUUUAAUCAUCUCUUUGCAUCACUUUCUGCUUUUUCCUAUACCAACUCGAAUUGCAUUAUGCGCAUAAAACACUACUCCCUUUUUGCUGCACUUUUAAAGAGCUGAAGAUAGGACAAAUGAGGCAUCUUUUGCUGCUUCCUUUAUCUUUAGCGGCUGGAAAAAGGGUUUACAAGGUGAGAGUGAGAUUCGGACAAAUGCAUUUCGUUGCACACGCCAUGCCCCUUUCUUCAAGCGGUCCUCUUUGCUCUGUCAGAAAAUCAAGAUUGGCCCUAGUGGCCCUCUUCCUACUUUUAUAUGAAGACUAGUCUCUCAACUUUCUGGAAAAAGACUAUUCUUGCUUACAAAGGAAAAAGGGGGGGAUUCCAGCUUAAGACAAGUCAUGGAAAAAGGGUCUUUAGACAGUGCUGAAUUUUGGUUUUAUCUAGCAAUGAGGGAUCGUGGUCCCCCGAUGAUUGGCCUUUGUUAGUAGUCUUCUCUGGUCCCAUCCUUGUGGUAUGUUCUGUAGGCUUAGUGUUGAGACAGUUCCCAAGCUGUGCUUUAUUCUUCUGUACCAAUCGCGGGCUUUUCUCGAAAGAAAACGACACUCCAUUCUGUUCA
This is a messenger RNA of Eucalyptus grandis, 3082 nucleotides long. RefSeq names its product serine/threonine-protein kinase D6PK. Gene Ontology annotation, molecular function: ATP binding; protein serine/threonine kinase activity. The transcript has 3 exons. The coding region runs from base 871 to 2385 and encodes 504 amino acids. Gene Ontology annotation, cellular component: nucleus; cytoplasm; plasma membrane. NCBI's taxonomy places the organism in Eukaryota, Viridiplantae, Streptophyta, Magnoliopsida, Myrtales, Myrtaceae. The record is from RefSeq and is a predicted model, not a curated record. Gene Ontology annotation, biological process: protein phosphorylation.